AUGACGGGGGACUCAGGUUCCAUCCCUGUUCAGGGAAAUAAUUUCCUGUAUUCUGUGCAAAAAAAAACCAAAAAACAGAUCCCCGUGCGCUGCUUCACGUGCGGCAAGAUCGUCGGCAACAAGUGGGAGGCCUACCUGGGGCUGCUGCAGGCCGAGUACACCAAAGGGGACGCCCUGGAUGUGCUGGGCCUGAAGCGCUACUGCUGCCGCCGAAUGCUGCUUGCCCAUGUGGACCUGAUCGAGAAGCUGCUCAACUACGCGCCCCUGGAGAAGUGACCC
Cervus elaphus (red deer) is the source of this 279-nucleotide messenger RNA. Its product is annotated as DNA-directed RNA polymerases I, II, and III subunit RPABC5-like. The record is from RefSeq and is a predicted model, not a curated record. Gene Ontology annotation, molecular function: DNA-directed RNA polymerase activity; DNA binding; zinc ion binding. Gene Ontology annotation, biological process: transcription by RNA polymerase II; transcription by RNA polymerase I; tRNA transcription by RNA polymerase III. The coding region runs from base 1 to 276 and encodes 91 amino acids. The transcript has 2 exons. Gene Ontology annotation, cellular component: RNA polymerase III complex; RNA polymerase I complex; RNA polymerase II, core complex. NCBI's taxonomy places the organism in Eukaryota, Metazoa, Chordata, Mammalia, Artiodactyla, Cervidae.